Molecule: messenger RNA, 1894 nt
Organism: Rhincodon typus (whale shark)
Lineage: Eukaryota; Metazoa; Chordata; Chondrichthyes; Orectolobiformes; Rhincodontidae
Exons: 14
Coding region: 174-1817 (547 amino acids)
Source: RefSeq, a predicted model, not a curated record
UCAGAGGUCAGAGUUGAACCUCUUCCCCCGUCUCCCAUAGCAACGCAUUCGGCUUCGGUAACCCAGCGGGGAUUUGUCCCGGGGUGUCACCACAAGGCCUGUAUCUCCAAACCGAUCUUCGAGUUGUACAAUUGCAAUUUCCUCAAAACUGAGUGACUGCUUCUUUGUUCACAAUGGCAUUCAAGAAAAAAUCUCGAAAUCUUGCACCAUUGGAUUCUAAUGUCAUACUUGGGACAAUCUCACCAGCUAAUCAGUACCUUGUACGUCUGAUUGAGGAUAAAAAGGAACUGUCUUUCAAAAAACCAACAGAGGAAAGAAUGAACUUGGUGUUUCAGGUAUUAGAUGACCUCUUGCCACAGAUGGGCAUAUUUACCAGAAUACUGAAACUCAGAGAUGAACUCUAUGCUGGAAUAUAUAGUACCAAAAUUACUGGGAGUUCAGCACUAGAAUCCAGAAUGGCUGCUGCAAUCACACGAGCACCUUACUUCAGCUUGUUUCAUCAAUUACAGGAAAAAAGAAAUGAAAAGGCACAGGACGUCUGCACCGAAUUGAAAAAUUUAAGAGAAAUUUUGUUGCAGAAGGAACAAGACCAAAUUGAUUUGCAACAAUCAGUGGCCGAACUGAAAGAAAGCAAUAAAGUGCUGGAAGAUCACAUUACUUUUCUCAAUGAGACGGUGCAUGAAAAAACUGAAGCGGCUAAGAGGCUCCGUCAGGACUAUCGAGUCCUACAGGAGGAGGUUGCAAAGCAAACUAGAUACUGUGAAGAGACAAUCACAGACUUGAAGGCAAUGCUACAGAUUACAAAGGCUGAAGUGGCUUCACUAAACCAGUAUAAGAAGAUCUAUGAAGAACUCCAAGAGGGUUUCCAGUACCCCAUUGAAAUUAAGAAGAAAAUCGCAUUUGCAACAACUUUCAGAAAAUCUCCUGAGAACAGAAAAACAGCACAAACAACAAGUAAGUUUGCAGGGAAACAGAAGAUCUUUCAGCAGUCAAUGGCACAAAUUGUAACAGAAUUGGCCCUUGUAAAUCAACACGAAGAAAGCUUGCAAAAGCAGCUGGAUGAACAAGAGAAGUAUCUGCUUCAGGAAAGACAAGAGGAAGAAAAAUCUGUGAAAUCUGCACCACAUACCACACAAGCUUCAGUGUCAAAGGUCACUUCUGGAAGCUCAGGAUUAGGAAGAGGUUCAAGUUCUUCAGUACUAAGUGGGUUGGAGAACUACAUGGAUGAAUCUCCAGAAGAAAUUUUCUCGGAUACCUUUUCCGCAAAUGAAAUUGUACUAAACAAGUAUUCAGCCAUGAUUUCUACCUCUUGCAACGGUGGAAAUUCAUAUGUAGAGGUGAAGGAAGCCACAAUGUGUUUGAGCUGUGCAGAAAAGACGCUGAUCUGUCCACAUAAAAUUGGUAACAACUGUGUGAUUGCACUACCCAAGAAUUGCACCCAUAUUAAAAUCAGCAGACCCAAAGCUCACAUCAUUACCAUGGAGGCUAAGCUGCCAAGGGCAAGAGAGCAUGUAACUGUCACAGCCUAUGACACAGUAACUGCCACCGUGCCUGAACCGUGUGCCGUCAGUCAAUUCUUGCUGGAUUCCUCAAGCACAGUCUCUGUAGAUCAAUGUAACAAAUCAAAAAAUGACACGGCACAACUACCAUCAGCCCCUGGAGCUUGUAAACUCCAGUCGCCACAGGCAGGGAGCAGCUGGCAGAGGGAAGAGAAAAAUGCUCUGAUAUGCUGUCUUCAUGGAUCAUGCAACCUUCUUAUGUUACCAAAACAGUCAAUGAAUCAUGCCUCAUUUCUAAAAUUCAGUCUUGCAAAUUAAAUAGAAUUUUCUAUAAUAAGAGCUCAGUACUGUUUUGUUGUAUCUGUACAUGUCUGUCAGUCAAUGUGGAACCAUAG